ACCACGGUCAGCCAUUCAUUUAAUGACGUUCGCUCGUGUUGUCGUAAUAAAAUUCUUUAUUUUGUUAAAUUUCUUAAGCUGGCUACGUUGUAUGACUUAUUAUUUGUGAGAUUGACUACAAUUAUACUACAUUUCUCUCAGUAUCUUUUUUUCUUAAAUAGUAAUUAAAUUAAAUUUGAAAGCGUGAAACUAAAAGAAACUUCAUCCGACUCAAGAAAUGGGAAAUAAGUCUUCUCUGGUUCUUAAACCUGAAGAAUGGGAAGAAAUCAAGCAGGAAACAGGAUUUACGCAGAACCAAAUCUCUCGACUUUAUGGCCGAUUUACAAGCUUGGAUAAGAUGAACACUGGAACGCUCGGCCGAGAAGACUUCCUUAGGAUCCCAGAGCUGGCUAUAAAUCCUCUGGGAGAUCGAAUUGUCCAUGCCUUCUUCAGCGAGUCCCUAGAUGGCACAAUCAACUUUAGACAGUUUGUAAGAGUUCUGUCCAGGUUUCGAAGGAUAAAGGAGAGUGAAAAAGACAAAUUAAAUAGUCGAGAGGAGAAAUUGAGAUUUGCUUUCAGGAUGUAUGACCUAGAUGAUGAUGAUAAGAUAUCUAGAGAUGAACUCCUGGCUGUGCUCCACAUGUUGGUUGGAGUAGACAUAUCUGAAGAGCAGUUGGCAAGUAUUGCUGAUAGAACAAUAAUGGAGGCAGACACAGAUGGAGACAGGUUGAUCUCAUUUGAGGAGUUCUGUGCCACCCUGGAGAGAACUGACAUAGAAGAGAAAAUGAGCAUUCGAUUUCUUCACUGAAAUGUUUUAAAGUAUACUGGCAGAGAUUCAGUUACAAUCCCAACACCAAGCUGUAGAAUACACAACAUAUUCAUAUUGUUUUUAUCAGAAAUAUUGAAUGCACAUUUUACACACAGUUAUAGUUUGACUUAAAAAUCUAUGACCUAUUCACACUGUAUGCAAGUUGUUUUAUCUUUAUGCCAUUUACUGAGGGAGUUUAUUGUGACAACAAGGCCGUUAUGCUUUGAAUCUACAAACCUAAAUUAUUCCUUCUGUGAUUCUCCUUUAGAAGUAAUUUCUUUGUACAGAGGGUGUGCUGUAGGGAAGUGAAAGUGGCAUUUGUCACAUCAGAAAUAUUUCAAUUAUUGAAAACUUGCAACUUCAAGACAAAAUGCUGAAGUACAAUUUAAAUAGUUUUUUGUGAUAAAUUUGGAGUAUAGUGGAUGGAUUACUUAGUUUUGUAUAUAUUGUUGCCUUGUAUAGAAACUGAUUUUCAGUCAAUUUUUCCUGACUUCUGUAGAUAAAUAAGACAUAGUUAUAACAGUGGCUGUAACUAUUUCUGUAUAGUAAACUGUG
Molecule: messenger RNA, 1342 nt
Organism: Limulus polyphemus (Atlantic horseshoe crab)
Lineage: Eukaryota; Metazoa; Arthropoda; Merostomata; Xiphosura; Limulidae
Product: calcineurin B homologous protein 1-like
Exons: 5
Coding region: 218-787 (189 amino acids)
Molecular function (GO): calcium ion binding
Source: RefSeq, a predicted model, not a curated record